Toxotes jaculatrix (banded archerfish) is the source of this 6039-nucleotide messenger RNA. It is a transcript of the gene itga5, whose product is annotated as integrin, alpha 5 (fibronectin receptor, alpha polypeptide). The transcript is spliced from 30 exons. Bases 173 to 3352 code for a protein of 1059 amino acids. The record is from RefSeq and is a predicted model, not a curated record. Gene Ontology annotation, cellular component: external side of plasma membrane; integrin complex. Gene Ontology annotation, biological process: cell adhesion mediated by integrin; angiogenesis; cell-cell adhesion. Gene Ontology annotation, molecular function: integrin binding. NCBI's taxonomy places the organism in Eukaryota, Metazoa, Chordata, Actinopteri, Toxotidae.
AGGACGCUGAGAGGAGCAGACGGAGCGUUAAUGAGAUACUGGCCGGUUAGAGUUACAGGGAUGCAGUUUUAGCCAUAUUCAGCCGCUGCGUUCAGGCUUGAUCUGCGGAUUUCAAAGCGCGACAAUUGGGACAAUUAAAACAAAACUUUAGUGGAUUAAUUUAUUCUCAAAAAUGGGAUUGGAACGGUUUUGCGUAAAGACGCCGAGGAAGGUGGCCCUCCUCGCCCGCUCACUCUUUUGUGUCACCGUACUAUCACUCACUUUUUCUCAGCCUGCCUGCGAAGCGUUCAACUUGGACGUGGAGAAUCCAGCUGUUUACAGCGGACCUAAAGGGAGCUACUUCGGAUACGCUGUUGACUUUUAUUUAGCCGAUUCUGCCAGUGCAAGUGUGGUGAUAGGAGCUCCUAAGGCCGACACGAGGCAGGUCAAGGUUAAAGAGGGAGGAGCUGUGUUCUACUGUCCAUGGAGCCUCAGCCAAUCAGACUGUCACAUCAUCGAGUUUGAUACUGAAGGGGAUCGCACUUUUUCACUCAAUAACACAGAAUACCAGGUUGAUUUCAAGUCCCACCAAUGGUUCGGCGCCACCGUGCGUUCCCACGGCGACACAAUUCUGGCUUGUGCCCCUCUCUACUCUUGGCGGACUGAAAAAGAGACCCCCUAUUCUGACGCUACGGGAACCUGCUACCUCUCAGUCCAUAAUUUCACCAAAUUUGUGGAGUAUGCUCCCUGCCGCACAGAGCUCAGUGAUGCAGGGGGACAAGGGUACUGUCAGGGAGGAUUCAGUGCAGACUUCACAAAGGAUGGCAAAGUGGUAUUGGGAGGGCCAGGCAGCUACUUCUGGCAAGGUCAGGUGAUCUCUGCAGCUAAGGAGGACAUUAUCAAAGCGUACUACCCCGGCUAUUUUAUGCAGUCUGUGGAGGGCCAAAUCCAGACCAAACAGGUUCAGGCUAAACAUGAUGACAGCUACCAAGGCUAUUCUGUUGCUGUUGGGGAGUUCAGUGGUGAUCAGGUAGAAGAUUUUGUGGCUGGUGUUCCGAAAGGACUCAUGCUUUAUGGUUCGGUGUCUAUUCUGAAUGGUACGGAUCUGAAGACCAUGAUUAACUACACUGGCGAGCAGAUGGGAUCAUAUUUUGGGUAUUCAGUGGCGACGACUGACAUCAACAGUGAUGGGAUGGUUGACCUGUUGGUGGGAGCUCCCAUGUUUAUGGUCCGCGGUUCUGAUGGCCGCCUGGAAGAGAUGGGCAGGGUCUAUGUUUACCUUCAGCGUGGCCCCCUGGACCUGGAGCUGCGCCUACCUCACCUCACAGGCACCGAGGCAUUUAGGAGAUUUGGCAGCACCAUUGCACCAUUGGGAGAUCUUAACCAGGAUGGUUUCAAUGAUGUAGCUAUUAGCUGCCCAUUUGGAGGGGAGGACUGGCAGGGACAGGUCUACAUCUAUAACGGAUACUCAGAGGGACUCAGGGAAAAGCCAUCUCAGGUGAUCACUGGCCAGUGGGCCUCUGGGACUAUUCCUGCCAGCUUUGGAUUUGCCCUCAGAGGUGCUAAGGACCUGGAUAUGAAUGGAUACCCAGAUCUCAUUGUUGGUGCCUUUGGAGUUAAUAAAGCAGUUCUCUAUAGAUCGCGCCCGAUAGUUAACACCAGUGCCUCCCUGACAGUUUACCCCACCAUGAUCAACCCUGAGGAGAAGAACUGCAUGGUCAUUGCUGGAAACACCAGCACUCCUGUUUCCUGUGUCAACCUCAGUUUCUGCAUAUCUGCUGAUGGGAAGCACCUACCAGGCAACCUAGAUUUCCACGUGGAGGUGCAGCUCGAUAGUUAUAAGCACAAGCAGAAAGGUGCAGUGAAGAGAGCUCUGUUCUUGGAUUCCCAGCAGCCCUCGCUCCAGAGGAGCGUGAGGGUUCGCCAUGGCGAGCGUGUGUGCAACCAGACAAAGAUCUACCUAAGGGAUGAGAAGGACUUCAGGGAUAAGCUCUCCUCCAUUUAUGUGGCCUUGAACUUCAGCUUGGAUCCAAAAGCUGCAGCUGAUUCCCACGGCCUGCGGCCCAUCCUCAACUACCAGACCACUAAUGUCUAUGAGCAGAAGGCUCAGAUUCUGUUGGACUGUGGAGAGGACAAUAUCUGUGUUCCUGAUCUGAAGCUGGCGGUCCACGGGGACAGGAAGGAAGUCUACCUGGGUGAUGACAACUCGCUGACCUUGACUUUUAACGCCAAGAAUGAGGGCGAGGGAGGGGCGUACGAAGCAGAGCUAUAUGUGGUCUUACCCCCUGAAGCUGACUACAGCGGUAUUGCCCGCAAUAAUGAGAGCCUGACCCAGCUGACCUGCAGCUAUGAGACAGAGAACCAGACUCGAUAUCUCAGCUGUGAUUUGGGCAACCCGAUGAAGUCUGGCACCAGUCUGUGGGCAGGUCUGCGCUUCACUGUGCCACGGUUGAAGGACACGCACAAAACUGUUCAGUUCGAGCUGCAGAUUCGCAGUAAAAAUGAGAAUAAUUCCCACAGUGAGGUUGUGCCCUACAAGCUGGAGGUGGUUGUUCAGGCUGAUGUCAUUCUCCAAGGUGUGUCUCGACCAGAUAAGGUCUUCUUCCCGCCGGCCAACUGGAAGGUGACCAAAAACUAUGGGGUGGAGCAGGACGUCGGGCCUGCAGUGGAACAUAUCUAUGAGUUGGUGAACAACGGGCCCAGUCGGAUCAGCCACACCCUACUUGAGCUGCGCUGCCCCCUCAGCGUCCAGGGUCACACUCUCCUUUACCCUCUGGAGUUCUCCACUGAAGGCCCCAUCAACUGCACCUCAGACAAAAACAUGAACCACCUACGCCUUAAACUCCAGCACACGUCCACAGAACCACCUAUUCUGGCACUGAAGGCCCAUGAGCACCGUGUCGAGAGGAGGGACGUCCACAGGAAUCAGCUCGCUCAUUUGACUAACCUGUCCUGCUCUAAUGUGGAGUGCUGGUCGCUCCAGUGCAAAGUGGGUCUUCUGGAGAAAGGGACCACUGCCAUCCUCAAAGUGCGCUCCCGCGUCUGGGCCGAGACCUUCACUGAGAGAGUCUACAAGCAAUAUGUGCUGGAGUGCCUGGCCAGAUACAGUGUGAAGAAAAUGCCUUAUGCCAUCCUGCCCAAACAUGCACCCAGUGGACACAAAAAGGUGGUGACCCCAGUGGUGUGGAACAAGCCAGAUAUCGAGAACUCCGUUCCUCUGUGGAUCAUCAUCUUGGCCAUUCUGGCUGGUUUACUUCUUCUAGCUUUACUCAUCUAUGUUCUAUACAAGUUUGGCUUCUUCAAGCGAUCUUUACCUUACGGCACUGCCAUGGAGAAAGCACAACUAAAACCACAGGCUGCCUCUGAGGCCUAAAUGAGCACCAGAGUUACCAGAACCACAGUACCUGGCCAUAUGAUUGCAAUAGAGAAACACAAUGGAACAUGUAGAGUGGAUCAGAAAGCAGUUGAAGAGAUAGGUGAAAGAGAGACCACUGGAAUUCCACUGUGCUGCACUAGAAGAAGACAAAAAAAAAAUCCAAAGAUCUUCAAGCCAAAUGAAUGUUUUUUUUUUCCUUUUUUUAAUUUAUGUUUGUUGGCAGGUUGGGAUUGUUACCAAACAAAACUUUUCUCAGUGCUAAACUGCCUUAUUUUGGUGCUAAUGAUCUGAUGCGUUCACUGCCUCUGACAGGAUAUGGCCACAUGUAGCUUGUGGCAGCCUGGAGCUGUGAAUUACACUGCCUGCUGAGGCCUGAAAGUAUUCUUCUGAUAUGUCCAUAACACAUGUUUUUUAUUGACAGAAGAUCACUAAACAGGUUUCAGGUGAAAACAUCAAGCAGUUUAUAACAAAGGCAACUCUACUUGCCUAUAUGUUUAAACCAAAUCUGUCCAUAAAAAGUUUUUUUUUUUUUUUUACGUAAGUAAGAUCUGUUUGAGGUGUUCCCCUGAUUUUUGCCCAUUGCAUGCUGGGAUAGGCUUCAGCACCCCGCAACCCUGAACAGGAUAAGCGGGUAUUGAAAAUACUUGGAUGGAUAUUUCUCAACUGUUCAUGAAAAUGAUCUCUCUCUGCCUCAGGAUGGUGGACAGCGCUGGGUUGAGGUUUUUUUUUUUUUUUUGCACUCAAAGGAAAUCUACUGAUAUAUUUCCAAAGACACCAAAGACUGACUGAUUGACCUUCCUUUGAGUUCUGAUUUUGACUCCUACUGAUCACUUUGUUUAAAUCCUGUUUGUACUAGUUGUAGAGUUACCAAUGCUGGCAUCGUCAUUGUUGUGUAGUCAACUGGGAUGGGACUGGAACCACCACAGACCUGUGAAACCUCACGAUAGGCUUGAAGCAGUGUGGUGCUUCUGGCAAAAAAAAAAAAAAAAGUAAGUGGUAUUCUCCUAAAGAAUAUUUUGCUGUCUUUACUCCUACUCAGUUUGGGUUGAGCUCAGACAGCAUGGAGACCAUGUGCAAGCAAAUGACACUUCAGGCAAGCGACAUAGUUAAUGACCACGAUGUAAUGACGUCUUGAGCCAAAGACGUGACAAUCGGCAGUGCUGUAGCCUUGACAGAUCAUCGCAGGAUCCUCGCUCCUUGUGAGUGUGAUGGAUCCAUUUUCAGCUUACAGUGUGUGUUACUGUGAGAUACUGUAUUUUUGAUUGUCUUUUGAGUAAAAGCUGCCCAUGUUUAGAAAGAGAAGUGGCUCAAGUCAUCCCACUACCAAGAGGCUACAGGGACUGAACAUGUAAAUGCUUUGUGUUGGUUUCUUUUUAUUUGUAAUGUACAUAGAUUUUAUGUGCCUUAAAUGUAAAUACUUAAUGUCUGUGGGUUAGAGUUAGGUUUGCGUGUGCUCGCAUGUAUGACUUUGUGCAUACAUGCAUUUGUGUGAAUGGUGUAUUUAUGAAUGUUUGUGUAUGAAUAGGUUAUUACCUUUCCCACUGCUUAGGCCUGUUUAUCCCUAUCACCUCUGUAGCUUGAGAUCCUUGAGGUUAAGCCAUUCUGAUAUUACUAUUGAUCUUCAUAGCAUAAAUACAGUCAGUAUUCUGGAUGACUGUUUUAACUGCACGGCAUGGACUAAAAUACAUAUAACCUCAGAGGAAAAAAACAACAACAACAAAAACAAAUCACUAUAGGCUGCCGUCCAGAUCUUAGCAUCCUCCAGGAUGUCUUGUACCUCUAACAAAGGGAUAACUGCUAAGCACUGGGAACUCAAUGUUGUUUGGAAGUGCAAUAUUUAUAUUCACUCUUUUUUUUAAAUAUUACAGUGCUUUCUUUUGUUUUAUUUGUGACCGACUUGUGAUAAACCAGAACUUUGUGUGUCAAAUUAUGUGAGAAGCACAUAGACUAAACCGUUUGUGAGGUUCUGGCUCUUCAUUGUCACUUGCUCUCUCACGAACUAUACUUCAAGUGUGAAACUUUUUUUUUUCUUAAGGAUUUUUCAACUUGAGAUGUACUCACCACUUGCUGGACCACUUUCCUGAUCUUGCUGAUUUUUAUACCACGGCACAGGCUGACACAGAAACACCACCACCAGUCUGAGUUGAACUUGGGCAUGUUGACAUAGUUUGAUAAUUUAUGUGUGCUGCUGUUGCACCUGUCCAAACACCACCAUUAUACUAACCAUAUGCUUUACAUGCGUUUGCCUCGUUACACUCUUUUCAUAUGGCCCCUCUUAUUGGAUAGUGAUUUACUAUUUGUCAAAUGGUCAACAAAAUCCCCUUUUGAUAAUUGAUUUAAAUUCUCUAACAUUGUCGACAUGAACAUUCUUUACUGAGCAGUUCCACCCAUUAUUUAUAAUGACGGGAUAAUUUUACUACUUCCUCCAUGGUUACGUCAGGAGACGGCACUGGGUUAUUUCUUUUUUUUUUAUGUUUUAGCCCAUUUUCACUCUCCAGAACUUUCAAAAAGAAGUUGUACAUAUUUAAGUCAAGGAGAGUAUUGAAUUCAAAUGAUAACUGAUUUGUUGUGAAUUCUUCUCACCCCAUAUUGGGGAGAACAUUUUUGUCAGGGGGAAAGAGAGGGGCAGGUCAGUUUUUACCUGUUAUGGUUUGUACUUUAAAUAAAAUAUUUCUCUUUUUACA